Molecule: messenger RNA, 3303 nt
Organism: Stomoxys calcitrans (stable fly)
Lineage: Eukaryota; Metazoa; Arthropoda; Insecta; Diptera; Muscidae
Product: semaphorin-2A-like
Exons: 15
Coding region: 146-2359 (737 amino acids)
Biological process (GO): positive regulation of cell migration; negative regulation of axon extension involved in axon guidance; semaphorin-plexin signaling pathway
Molecular function (GO): semaphorin receptor binding; chemorepellent activity
Source: RefSeq, a predicted model, not a curated record
UCAUUGCUCAAAUUUCACAACAUCCUGGCACCACCUAGUUGUUGGUACCAAGGAUUUAAAUUUAUCGAAACCUAAGGAAGAAUUCCUAACAUAUUCAUAUAAAGAAAUAUUUGGAGAGAAAAUAAAGCAAAAAAGUGUUAGAAAAAUGUGCUCAAUAACAAAAUAUCUCAAUAAAUCACCGCCAAGGGCCCCCAAAGCCCUAUGGAUGUUGCUCAGCCAUAUCCUUAUGGUGGUGCUCAUGCAAUUUGUGGAUUAUGCCCAUUCUGAUUAUGAGAAUACCUGGAAUUUGUAUUAUGAACAGCCAUGCUGCAUGGGUUCCCAAGGCGGACAUCAUCCAAGGCAUCACAAAGAUCAUGUUAAGGAUUUUAGCUGUGGGCCUUUAUUCUACAAGACAUUUUAUUUUGACGAAAGGCAUAAUGCCUUAUACGUUGGAGCAAUGGAUCGUAUAUUUCGCUUAAAUUUACAUAACAUAAGCCAAUCGAUAUGUGAGCGUGAUGUUCUUAUAUUGGAGCCAUCAGGUUCUGAUAUUCUUAGUUGUGUAUCCAAGGGCAAACAGGAGAAGGUGGAAUGCCGUAAUCACAUACGUGUUAUACAGCCCAUGGACUCGGGGACACGUCUAUAUGUUUGUGGUACAAACGCCCACAAUCCCAAGGACUACGUGAUAAAUGCAAACUUAACACAUUUACCGAGAUCCGAAUACGUGCCCGGCAUUGGUUUAGGCAUUGGCAAAUGCCCUUACGAUCCUGCCGAUAAUUCAACGGCUGUUUUUGUGGAGAAGGGUAAUCCAUUCGGUUUACCAGCAUUGUAUUCUGGUACCAAUGCAGAAUUCACUAAAGCCGAUUCUGUAAUUUUUCGUUCGGACCUAUACAAUAUGACCUCUGGACGAAAGGAGCAUAAUUUCAAAAGAACUGUUAAAUAUGAUUCCAAAUGGCUGGACAAACCCAAUUUCGUAGGCUCUUUCGACAUUGGCGAGUAUGUGUAUUUCUUUUUCCGUGAACACGCUGUCGAAUACAUCAAUUGUGGCAAAGCGAUUUAUUCACGUAUUGCCCGCGUUUGUAAGAAUGAUCGUGGCGGUAAAUAUAUGACCGGACAGAAUUGGGCCACAUACCUGAAGGCUCGCAUCAAUUGCAGUAUAUCAAGCGAGUUCCCAUUCUAUUUCAAUGAAAUACAAUCGGUCUACAAAAUGCCACAUGAUGAUACGAAAUUUUAUGCAACAUUUACGACCAACACCCAUGGCAUAGUGGGUUCAGCGGUGUGCAGUUACGAUAUACGCGACAUAAAUGCCGCAUUUGAUGGUAAAUUCAAGGAACAAGCCACCUCCAAUUCAGCAUGGCUGCCAGUGCUUAACUCCAAAGUACCUGAGCCACGUCCCGGUACAUGUGUAGAGGACACCACUGCUCUGCCCGAUUUAGUGCUCAAUUUCAUACGCAAACAUCCCUUAAUGGACAAAGCCAUCGAUCAUGAAUUUGGCAAUCCAGUGUUUUAUAAACGUGAUAUUAUCUUGACCAAAUUGGUUGUGGACAAAAUUCGCAUUGAUAAACUAAAUCAAGAAUAUUUGGUUUAUUUCAUUGGCACCGCCACUGGCAGUAUCUAUAAAAUUGUGCAAUUUAUACGCUAUGGCCAUCGGCAUUCGAAUCUAUUGGACAUCUUUGAGGUGGCCCACAAUGAGCCAAUACGUGAAAUGGGUAUUAGCCAGAAGACCGGAUCGCUGUAUUUGUCCACUGAUUAUGCGGUAAAACAAAUUGAUUUGGCAAUGUGUGCCCGACGUUAUGACUCCUGUUUCCGUUGUGUCUCCGAUCCCUAUUGUGGCUGGGACAAGGAAGCUGGCACAUGUAAGCCCUACCAGCUGGGAUUACUGCAGGAUGUUGCCAACGAAACUUCCGGCAUUUGUGAUACAAGUGUUUUAAAGAAACGUAUCACCGCCUCGUAUGGCCAAACGCUGCAUCUCUCAUGUUUUGUUAAAGUCCCUGAAGUUCUAAAACAAAAGACCGUUCGAUGGUAUCAUCAUUCAACGGAAAAAGGACGUUAUGAAAUUGCCUUUACUCCCUCCAAGUACAUUGAAACAUCGGAGGGUGGUCUGGUGAUUAUAUCAAUUAACGAAGGAGAUGGUGGACGCUAUGACAGUUAUUUAGGCGGUACACUGCUGUGCAGUUACAGCGUCAACGUUGAUGCCCACAGAUGUACACCGCCAUCGAAGAAAAACGAUUAUCAGAAAAUUUACUCACAUUGGUGUAAUGAAUUUGAAAAAUAUAAAUCAGCCAUGAAGCAAUGGCAAGCCAAGCAAGAGCAAUGCAAUAUGAAGGAUAAGUCAUCCGGAAAGCAUAUAAAUGAAGUCUAUAGUAAUGAUAAUGUAGUCUGACCUAAUGAUCAUCAAACUACAUACUAAAGACUGACAUUUUUAAGCUUUUAAAAGACAAUAUUUCCAAACAACAUAUUAUUUUCCUUUUCGUUUUCUUUUAAUUACUAUUGAAAAACAAAAAAAAAACCGAAAAAAAUCAUUAUGUUUUGCAUCUUUAAAUCACAAAAUGUUACACACUUAACAUAGUUCGGAUAAAGCGCGUAAAAUGAACGCCCUCAGAAAUCGAAGAAAAACCAGAGAAAAAAGGCGAUUUAUUUUAAAUCUCUCUCUCUCUCAAAAAAAAAAAAAAAAGAAGAAAAACAAAGACACACAAUAUCUGAAAAUACAGGAUAUAAAUUUAAGUUGGCUUUAUUUGAAAAUGGAAACGGAAACAACACUUACAUGAAAAACACACUGCCGCAGAAAAAAGAAGGAAACACCCACACACAUACACACACAGCAAAUAGCUACGACCACAUGGAGAACAAAAACAUAAAGUUACUAUAGAAUGACAAAAAUCCUGCCACAAAUACAUGGGAAACAAACACUUCCCAUAAAGACAAUGACAAAAGCUCAUAUUGAAUGUGGGUUUGCAUACAGCAAAUAUACACUCUCUCUCACAUACUCACACACACACCCACACAUAUGAAAUAUGAAAUAUUGAAAUGGAUUUUAAAAUAGUUUUUAAAUAUGAAAACAUUGCAAACAGCAAACAGACAAAGAGAACAACUACAACAGCAGCAAACAAGAACAAAUGAAAACAAUAACGAAAAGCAACGGUUUUAAAUGGAAAAAAACAAAGGUAAACUCAAAUACAUUGAAGGGCAACAACAGUAACAAAACAAAACAAACAAAAAAAAAUAAUAAAACGAAACAAAAACAAAAACUUAACCAUAAAACAGAACAAAAGUUGUACAAUUUUACAUUCUCUAGAAGCAGUUGAAAACAAAAAGCAAAAGAAAAAA